Molecule: messenger RNA, 802 nt
Organism: Maniola jurtina (meadow brown)
Lineage: Eukaryota; Metazoa; Arthropoda; Insecta; Lepidoptera; Nymphalidae
Exons: 2
Coding region: 163-651 (162 amino acids)
Source: RefSeq, a predicted model, not a curated record
AUUAAAAUUGUGUAUUCCUUAAUCGAAUAGGCACCCAUGUCAAAAUCUAUGAUCGAAUCAAAAAAUUCCAGUUGAUACAAUUCAAGUUGAUUUUCAUGUAAAAAUAUUUUUGGCAAAUUUAAAUUAAAAAUACUAUUUAUUACUACUAAAAUAAUUUUAAACAUGGCUAACAAUAAAGAUGCCCCAUCUCAUGGACCCGGUAGACUUUUCUUAAUGCACCUCCUGGGAAACGAAAAAGUUGGUUCGGUUUCUGAUGUAGUGAAGCAGUUCAAAGACCAGCAAAGAGCUAUCCGCUCCCUGCCGCUACCUAAGGAGCUCGCCGUGGAGUCGAUUCUUACGGAUGACGUCACGCUGGGGCUUCUGAAGAGGAAUGAGUCGAAGCUGGCUGAUUUGCUGGCUACAGGAAUGUGCAUUCAAAGAGGCUGCCGCCGCAGAAGUCGCUGCAGGCGACGCCGUCGUCGCAGUCGCUCAUGUCGGCGACGUCGUCGUCGCAGUCGCUCAUGUCGGCGACGUCGUCGUCGCAGUCGCUCGUGUCGGCGACGUCGUCGUCGCAGUCGCUCGUGUCGGCGACGUCGGCGACGUCGUCGCAGCUGUGCUCGUCGGCGAGGUCAGCUUCGUAGCGGCGCGUUUCAAAAAAUGCGACGCACCUAAUAGAUGUACCUAUAAUCUAACCAUUAAUCCGGAUUCAACUAUGUAUGUACUUAUUUUAAACCUUUGUUAUUCUUUUUUAAGCCUUUUGUUGUACCUACAUUCUUUACCUAACUAUUUAUUUUAUACUGUUAGAGGUACAUUCUUAAAUAAA